Lactuca virosa is the source of this 324-nucleotide messenger RNA. NCBI's taxonomy places the organism in Eukaryota, Viridiplantae, Streptophyta, Magnoliopsida, Asterales, Asteraceae. The record is from the annotation of a GenBank genome assembly.
AUGGAGGAAAAUCAAGCUUUUCCAAAAGUCGAUGUACACUAUAGUGGUACUUUUGUGCCUAAUCCAUUAGUGUAUUUUGCUUUAGAAGUACAACGACUGAAUGAAGAUGCAAACGAGUUUGUUUUCUCCGAUUUCAUCAAAAAUGUUGAGAAGCUUAUCGAUUUUCAGUGCUACCAUCUACAUGUGGAUGUGUAUAUUGACCACGAUAAUGAACUUAUAUUUGAGUGGAUUCAGAAAGAAGAAUCAGACAAUAAAGAACUUGUGUAUUCAGAAGAAGAUGUCGACUCUGUUUUGGCAGAUGAUGAGAACUGUGAACAUGAAUAG